GCGGUCAGGGUGGAUGGCUCCUUUUGUAACACAAGAAAAGUGAAGAAAAAAAGAAGAAAUCGGGAACAAAAAAACUUCUGAACCAGGGACUGUGAGAUUAUAAACGGGAUCCCUGUUUAUUGCCUGGAAGGAAUCUUUGCAUAUUGGGAAAGAGAGAGAGAGAUAUAACUCCAACAAUGAAGGCGUUGCUUAUGUUAUGCUCCUGUAUCUUAGUCAUCCACGCCCUGCCGUUUGAGCAGAGGGGAUUCUGGGAUUUUACCAUGGACGAUGGAAUGGCUAUGAUGAAAGAUGAGGAGGCCUCGGGAGUAGAUCCUACUGACACUGUUCCAGAUGUUGGCUCGACGCCUAUGCCACCUAUGGAUUUAUGUCCUUUUGGGUGUCAGUGUCAUUUACGUGUGGUGCAGUGCUCUGAUUUGGGUCUCACGUCUGUGCCCAAGAACCUUCCGAAAGACACCACUCUCUUGGAUUUACAGAACAACAAAAUUACAGAAAUCAAAAAGGAAGACUUCAAGGGACUGACCAACCUGUAUGCUCUAGUAAUAGUAAACAAUAAGAUAUCGAAAGUCAACGACAAGGCCUUUGAGCCCAUGCAGAAGAUGCAGAAACUGUACAUCUCUAAAAACAACCUGGAGGAAAUACCCAAAAAUCUUCCCAAAUCUCUGGUGGAGCUGCGCAUUCACGAAAACAAAAUCAAGAAGGUCCCCAAGAAUGUCUUCAGUGGACUGACCAACAUGAACUGUAUUGAAAUGGGAGGUAACCCUUUGGAAAAUGGAGGCAUCGAGGCUGGCGCAUUUGAUGGCUUGAAGCUGAACUACUUGCGUAUUUCAGAGGCUAAACUGUCUGGCAUCCCAAAAGGUCUUCCCAGCAGCCUGAAUGAGCUUCACCUUGACAACAAUAAGAUCCAAGCAAUUGAAAAGGAAGACCUUAGCCAGUAUACAAACCUGUACAGGCUGGGUUUAGGACACAAUAACAUCCGCAUGAUAGAAAAUGGCAGCCUGUCUUUUAUGCCUGUUCUGAGAGAGCUUCACUUGGACAACAACAAACUCUCCAAAGUGCCCCCAGGCCUACCAGAUAUGAAGUUACUGCAGGUUGUCUACCUUCACUCCAACAACAUCACCCAGGUUGGCGUCAAUGAUUUCUGCCCUGUAGGAUUUGGAGUGAAACGUACCUACUACAAUGGAAUUAGUCUAUUUAACAACCCGGUUCCCUACUGGGAAGUGCAACCAGCUACUUUCCGCUGCGUCACUGACCGUUUGGCUAUCCAGUUUGGCAAUUACAGGAAGUAAAGAAGGUGGAACAUGGAUGCAGGAACCCCCCUAUUGUGAGAGACAAAAGACAGAGACGAAGAGAGCCGAAGAAUCAAAUACACAAAAAUUAAUAAUUAUGCUGAAAACCAAGAAGUAUAAGACCUAAAAACAAUAAUUAACCCCCC
This is a messenger RNA of Xenopus tropicalis (tropical clawed frog), 1432 nucleotides long. It is a transcript of the gene bgn, whose product is annotated as biglycan. Lineage: Eukaryota; Metazoa; Chordata; Amphibia; Anura; Pipidae. The record is from RefSeq and is marked provisional.